AUGGUCUCUACAAAGCAACUAGCAUUGGCUGCAGCCAUGCUGUCUGUCUGUGGACUUAGCCACGCAGAGAGUAACAUUACUUCCGAUACUUACUUCUAUGGGCAGUCUGAGGCAGUUUACCCCUCGCCCAAUGGUAAUGGAUCUGGUGACUGGGCCAAGGCCUAUGAGAAGGCCGCAGCACUUGUUUCCAAGAUGACUUUGGAAGAAAAGAACAACCUCACGUACGGGAUCAGUACCACCGAGAAUGGAUGCUCUGGAAAUAUUCCGCCUAUUCCUCGCCUAGGAUUUACCGGACUCUGUCUCCAGGAUGCAGGAAAUGGCGUCCGGUCAACCGACUUCGUCAAUAGCUACCCCAGUGGAAUCCACGUUGGCGCCAGUUGGAACAAGACCCUGGCCUACGAGCGCGGCUGGCACAUGGGUGGAGAGUUCAGAAAGAAGGGAGUUCAGGUAGCCCUGGGUCCGGUUGUUGGCCCCUUGGGUCGCGUUGUCACUGGUGGAAGGAACUGGGAAGGACCCUCUAACGAUCCCUACCUCGGUGGUGCAAUUGCCGCCGCUACUGUCAAGGGAACACAAGAGCAAGGUGUCAUUACAAGCGUGAAGCACUUCAUCGCCAACGAGCAAGAGCUUUACCGCAACCCUACCACCAACUCCGAAAACCAGACGGUGGAGUCCGUCUCCAGCAAUCUCGACGAUAAAACCAUGCAUGAGUUGUAUCUUUGGCCAUUCCAGGAUGCUCUCAAGGCAGGCACAGCAAACAUCAUGUGCUCUUACAACCGAGUGAACAACUCUCAUGGGUGCCAGAACAGCAAGACUCUGAAUGGUCUGCUUAAGACCGAGCUUGGCUUCCAGGGCUUCGUUGUGACCGACUGGUACGGGCAGCACUCAGGAGUUGCAGCGGCGAAUUCUGGUCUGGAUAUGGCGAUGCCUGAUGGUGAGACCUUCUGGGGUAACAAUUUCACCGAGGCUUUCAAGAACGGCAGUGUUUCCGUGUCACGUCUAGAUGAUAUGGCUACUCGUAUCAUUGCCGCUUGGUACCAAGUGGGACAAGAUGACUCGAGCUUCCCAGCUCCAGGUGUUGGAAUGCCUUACAAUAUCAGUGAGCCUCACACUAUUGUUAAUGCGCUCACUCCGGAUGCGAAGCCCGUUCUCUACGAAGGUGCCGUGGAAGGCCAUGUCCUGGUCAAGAACAUCAAUAAUGCUCUACCACUACAAUCUCCCAAGUUGGUCUCUGUAUUUGGUUGGGAUGCCAAGGCUCCUGAUACCAUGAUGCCUAACGGACAGAGCCUUAUGUACAACCCCUGGACUCUUGGCCUGGAACCUGCAAUUUACCAGACCGGUGAAGUAUUCAUAAGCACUGGUCUUGACGUGCCUGAUUAUUACCAAGUCGCAUUCAACGGCACCCUCUCCAUGGGUGGAGGCUCCGGUGCUAACAGUGGGCCUUAUCUAAGUGCACCACUCGAUGCUCUGCAGCAGCGAGCCUAUGAGGAUAACACCGUCCUAAUGUGGGAUACCUCUGUGUCCCCCUCUUCAAUCGGGCUGAUGGAGGCAUCCGAUGCCUGCUUGGUCUUCAUCAACGCCUUCGCUACCGAGAGUAUGGACCGUCCUGGACUUCGUGAAGACUACUCCGAUGCCCUGGUGAAGAAAGUUGCAUCAACCUGCGCUAAUACCAUUGUUGUCAUUCACAACGCCGGAACUCGCCUGGUCGACCAAUUUGCUGAUCACGAGAAUGUUACGGCUAUUGUCUUUGCCCACCUACCCGGUCAAGAAUCCGGUCGUGCAAUCGUGAACCUGUUGUACGGCGACGAGAACUUCAGCGGCAAGCUUCCCUACACCGUUGCUAAGAACGAGUCCGACUACGCGACCCUGUUCCACUCUAACGCAGUCACUCCCUACGGCCUCUUCCCUCAGUCAGACUUUGACGAGGGCCUCCUCACUGAUUACCGCUACUUCGACAAGCACGGUAUCACCCCUCGCUAUGAGUUCGGCUUUGGUCUCUCGUAUACUACCUUCUCCUUCUCCGACCUCAAGGUCUCUGCGCCCAAGAAGAAAAUCGCCGCCUACCCCAGCGGAGCCAUCGAGCAAGGUGGUGCUGUCGACCUGUGGGAGACCGUCGCAACCGUCACCGCCGAUGUUCGCAAUACCGGCCGUAAGUCUGGCGCUGAAGUCGCUCAGAUUUACCUCGGUAUCCCUGGUGGCCCCGUAAAGCAGCUCCGUGGAUUCGAGAAAGUCCUGAUUCCUGCUGGCAAGUCUCUCAAGGUGACUUUCCCCUUGACUCGUCGUGACUUGAGUACUUGGGAUGUUGUUGCUCAGAAGUGGUUGCUCCAAAGUGGAAGCUAUAACAUCUAUGUUGGCUCUUCCAGCAGGGAUCUGCCUCUGACGACGACUAUGGACGUUACCACUAGCUCCUGA
Molecule: messenger RNA, 2409 nt
Organism: Penicillium daleae
Lineage: Eukaryota; Fungi; Ascomycota; Eurotiomycetes; Eurotiales; Aspergillaceae
Product: beta-glucosidase
Exons: 7
Coding region: 1-2409 (802 amino acids)
Biological process (GO): glucan catabolic process
Molecular function (GO): beta-glucosidase activity
Source: RefSeq, a predicted model, not a curated record